Gymnogyps californianus (California condor) is the source of this 1931-nucleotide messenger RNA. It is a transcript of the gene SPATA7, whose product is annotated as spermatogenesis associated 7. The coding region runs from base 3 to 1700 and encodes 565 amino acids. The record is from RefSeq and is a predicted model, not a curated record. Gene Ontology annotation, biological process: photoreceptor cell maintenance; protein localization to photoreceptor outer segment; microtubule cytoskeleton organization. Gene Ontology annotation, cellular component: ciliary basal body; rod photoreceptor outer segment; axoneme. The transcript is spliced from 12 exons. Lineage: Eukaryota; Metazoa; Chordata; Aves; Accipitriformes; Cathartidae.
GCAUGGGGCUGAGGAUGGAGAGCGGCAGCAGGCGGAGCCAAGUGAGUGAAUACCCAGCUGUUGGCAUUCCCAGAUGUGGUCCAGCAAGUCCAUUUAAAGGACACUUGAGUACUAAGAGUAAUGCUUUCUGCAUUGACUCCUCCCAAAGUCUAACUAGCCAGUACCUGAUCAGAGAUCACAUGGUGUUUCAUUAUAACAAAAUCCUUUCAGCCAAAGCAGCUGUAGACUGUUCAGUGCCCAAAAGUAGGUUGACCAGCAUCAAACUUGCUGACCAGCAAAGAAGAGAGAAACUGAAAAAGAAGAUAGCCAGGUGUGAAGAGGAAAUGAGUGUGGGUAAAACUGCCUCCCGAUCCAGCUCCAGAGAGAGUGGAAGGCUGCUGCCAUCCUCUUUUGGAAAGAGUUUCUUGGAAGCAGAAGACAAAGACGGUCUCUUGCCCUGCGCUCGGCAGGCACAGUACCUAUCAAGAGCAGUGUCUCCUUAUGGCGAGCAUGGCUUGGUUCACUCCAGUCCCGUAAAAUAUGCCAGAAAAGAUUCUCGGAAUACGUCUAACGCAUCUAACUCAAACUCAAGUGUCAGUACAUCAAGUACACCAAGAAAACGCUCUGGACUUUCAUGCAGUUGCUUCACUGAUAGUUUUGUGAGCAUUAGUUGUUCCCAGAGGUGUCAAGGAAGCAACUCCAAAGUAUGCAGUGGGGAUCUUCUAGACAGGCACUCUGAAUUCUUUACUGAUAGCCGAAAACCUUUUACUCCACGCACCUUAAUAUCAGAUGCUAAAUCUUUCCUGUCAGAGUACAGGUAUUACACUCCUGCUCGAAGGAAAAGGAAAAAUCACUGCAAGCAGCAUGUGGAAGCUCAAACGCAGACUGAUGUGAUCAGCUUUCCAUCUGCAGACAAAGGGUCUGAGAGAAAAGUUAUGACUGAACAGCAGAAGAUCACAUUGAAGGCUGAAGAUAGAAGAUAUACUGUGGGUGAGCCUGAGAGAGGAAUAGCUGCUUUUCCAUACUCCUUCCUAAGAGAGACAUCGUUGUAUUCUCAGCAGUCUUCAGCAAGGAGGACUGUCGAGGCUGAAGAAGAAGAGCUUUUAUAUUUAGCUUUCAUUGAAGAUGUAACAAAUGAAAUUCUUAGCCUUGGGCUAUUUUCUAACAGAGUUCUCGAACAACUGUUUGAGUGUCACAUAGAAGAAAAUAAGAACCGUUUGGAUGAGAGCAAAAUGCGCCACUUGUUGGAUGUACUGAAAGCAGACCUCGGCUGCAGCCCGGGCAGCAGUGCAGAGGAGCAAAUCCACACAGGCUGGGAAGCCUUUGACUCGCCGGAUCUGCAAGAGUUUGAUACGAUGGAAGAGCUUGAGUUUACCAGUAAAAGUCAGAGGCAAAUAAAAGCUACAAAAAGUGAAGAAUUCUUUGGGACGAUGGACUUAUCAUUAAAGGAACCAAACAAAUGUGAAUCACCAGUAUGCAGGGAAAGGUCAAAGGAGACACAGAGCAAGGAUGACGUUUCAGAAGAUGUCGCUGAAAUGAGGGAUGCUGGGACAGAGUCCAAUUCUUGUGUGAAAUCUGAAGAAGACCCAGACACUUCACCCUCAUGUGAGGCAACUUUAAACUUGAUUACCUGUGACAGCGAUUUGGAAGCCAACAAGGAACUUGAUGAUCUUGAGGAAAGCUUUGCAGACACCCUUCAGAUCUCACGUGACUAUUCAUAAUAGUAGCCAAAACUUAGCUGUUAAAUAGGGACAGAGCUGCCAUUUGUUAAAUAGUAGUAAGUUAUUUGUUUUAUUUUCAGUUUAUUUCUGUUUAAAUACUGCUAAAAUCUCUCUAGGAGGAUAUUGUUAAUUGGGCAUUAAUUAAUCUCUGUAUUAAUGUAGACUUUAAAGGGUAAAGUGUCAGUUAUCAAAAAAAUUUUGUAUAUUUUCUCUAUAAUUGUAUAACUCAGA